Penicillium egyptiacum is the source of this 1578-nucleotide messenger RNA. The record is from the annotation of a GenBank genome assembly. NCBI's taxonomy places the organism in Eukaryota, Fungi, Ascomycota, Eurotiomycetes, Eurotiales, Aspergillaceae.
AUGAGCUACCAACCAGAAGACCCCUCAGCGGGAGUCGAAGUUGAUGAGAUCGCACUUGGCCACGCACGUCCACGCCGGCAUGAUGACGAAGAUGAAGGCUCCGAUACCUUUGAAGAUGACGACAUAGAAAGCACCGUUGGCGCACCCACAAACGGGAAUCAGAAGUCCCAAGGAAAUGGAGAGGAGGAAAUAGAGCUCCCUGCUCAUGCAUGCGCGUACUGUGGCAUUCACAACCCGAGCAGCGUCGUCAAAUGUCUUUCGUGCAAUAAGUGGUUCUGCAGUGCACGUGGCAAUACCUCUUCUUCCCAUAUCGUCAACCACCUUGUCCGAGCUCGCCAUAAGGAAGUCCAGCUUCACCCAGGCUCUUCCUUGGGUGAUACUAUUCUGGAAUGCUACAAUUGUGGCACGAAGAAUGUCUUUUUGCUUGGCUUCAUCCCCGCGAAAUCCGAUACCGUUGUUGUUUUGCUGUGUCGGCAGCCAUGUGCCUCUAUGCCAUCCUCCAAGGACAUGAAUUGGGACACUUCACGAUGGCAGCCACUUAUUGAGGAUCGUUCUUUCCUCCCCUGGCUUGUGGGAGCACCCACUGACCAAGAACAACUCCGAGCCCGUCACCUCAGUCCUCAAUUGAUUGCGAAACUGGAGGAAAUGUGGAAAGACAACUCUCAGGCGACCCUGGAAGACCUAGAGAAGGCCACAGCAGUGGAUGAUGAGCCUGCGCCAGUCCUACUUCGCUACGACGAUGCUUUCCAAUACCAAAAUAUUUUCGGGCCACUUGUUAAAAUUGAAGCUGAUUACGACCGCAAGUUGAAGGAAUCUCAAUCCCAAGAUGGACUCAUUGUGCGCUGGGAUCUUGGCCUCAACAACAAGCACCUCGCAAGCUUUGUGCUGCCCAAGCUUGAGCUGGGAGAUGUCAAAUUGGCCGUGGGCGACGAGAUGCGCAUCAAGUACAACGGUGAAUUGCGCCCCAAGUGGGAGGGUGUGGGCUAUGUCAUCAAGAUCCCGAACAAUCAAUCUGAUGAGGUGACUAUUGAACUCCGCGCCAAGGGCGACCACAAAUCAGUCCCCACGGAAUGCACGCACAAUUUUAUGGCCGACUAUGUUUGGAAGUCGACUUCGUUCGACCGCAUGCAAUGUGCUAUGAAGACAUUUGCCGUGGACGAGCAGAGUGUCUCAGGCUACAUUUUCCAUCGCCUCCUUGGCCAUGAGGUUGCUGCAGCUCCUAUGAAGACCCAGAUUCCGAAGAAGUUCAGUGUUCCAGGUCUGCCAGAUCUGAACGGCAGUCAAAUCAACGCGGUCAAAAGUGUCCUCCAGCGACCUCUCAGUUUGAUCCAAGGUCCUCCAGGGACUGGUAAGACCGUUACCUCGGCCACCAUCAUCUAUCAUCUUGCCAAGAUCAAUGGAGGCCAGGUUCUUGUCUGUGCUCCGUCAAACGUUGCCGUUGACCAGCUCUGCGAACGUAUCCAUCGGACGGGUCUCAAGACCGUGCGAGUUACUGCGAAAUCUCGCGAGGAUGUGGAAUCUGCCGUUGGUUUCCUUUCCCUGCACGAGCAGGUUCGCCGAACUUGGGGAAUUGUCUAG